CUAACUUCCAUUUCACCUUCAUGCAAGGAUUUCGGCGUUGAAAAUAUGAGUGCGGCUGUUCCAAAUCGUAUUGUAAGCGCGUUAAGACCCCGUGCAAUUAAAUAUGGAAGCUUCAUAGUACGAUGGAGUGAAAAAUUUGGCAAAUAUACAUAUAUUAGAAUUCGUCGAUCAUGGAACGUGUUAAAAGUAGAAAUGGCACCACCAACUCUAGCUGACAUGCCAGAAAUGGCAGCAACAGCCCAAAAAUUACUGAAAUCUGCAUUCACUUAUAAAUUCAUAAACUUAACUUUCAGAGAAAUGACCAUUAACCUAAUUAUAGUUAUUGAUUUAAUUCUCUGUUUCUUCUUGGGAGAAAUUAUUGGUAAACGAAGUUUGGUUGGAUACAAGCUUCCACCAAGGUACACCAGAGCUGUUGGUACAAAAGAACUCAUUUCUGGAUAGUUAAUUUCUUUCAUUGUAUUUAUAUAGAUUAAAAUGUGACUAAAUUCUUA
Molecule: messenger RNA, 491 nt
Organism: Lottia gigantea (owl limpet)
Lineage: Eukaryota; Metazoa; Mollusca; Gastropoda; Lottiidae
Exons: 3
Coding region: 46-441 (131 amino acids)
Biological process (GO): proton motive force-driven ATP synthesis
Molecular function (GO): proton transmembrane transporter activity
Source: RefSeq, a predicted model, not a curated record